CUGCGUCUCGCCGGAAGUCGCGCUUCCAGCUGCUCGCUCUCUUUCCGCCGCCAUCUUGGGCCCCGCUCCCCGCACAGAAUGCCCGGCGAAGCUACAGAAACCGUCCCAGCCACGGAGCAGGAGCUGCCACAGCCGCAGGCUGAGACAGGGUCCGGAACAGAGUCUGACAGCGAUGAAUCUGUACCAGAGCUCGAAGAGCAAGACUCCACACAGGCCACGACACAGCAGGCACAGCUUGCAGCGGCAGCUGAAAUAGACGAAGAACCCGUCAGCAAAGCAAAACAGAGCAGGAGUGAAAAGAAAGCACGAAAGGCAAUGUCCAAACUGGGCCUUCGCCAGGUGACCGGAGUCACCAGAGUCACCAUCCGGAAAUCCAAGAACAUCCUCUUCGUCAUCACAAAGCCAGAUGUGUACAAGAGCCCGGCAUCAGACACCUACAUAGUCUUUGGGGAAGCCAAGAUCGAAGACCUGUCCCAGCAGGCCCAGCUGGCAGCUGCUGAAAAGUUCAAAGUGCAAGGAGAAGCUGUUUCAAACAUCCAAGAAAACACACAGACCCCCACGGUGCAGGAGGAGAGCGAGGAAGAAGAGGUUGAUGAGACUGGCGUGGAGGUGAAAGACAUCGAGCUGGUGAUGUCCCAGGCCAACGUGUCCCGAGCAAAGGCCGUGCGGGCGCUGAAGAACAACAGUAACGAUAUUGUAAAUGCCAUAAUGGAGUUGACGAUGUAGCUGCCAGAGGGAGGAGAGGAACCUUUUUUGGUGUUUCAGAGAAGAGUAAAAUGCAACUAAAUUUAAAAUUUGUACUAUUUCUAUCCAUUAAUAAAAGUUGUGGCUUAUUGUUGGUGAAA
Colius striatus (speckled mousebird) is the source of this 845-nucleotide messenger RNA. It is a transcript of the gene NACA, whose product is annotated as nascent polypeptide associated complex subunit alpha. The transcript is spliced from 8 exons. Gene Ontology annotation, biological process: protein targeting to membrane. Lineage: Eukaryota; Metazoa; Chordata; Aves; Coliiformes; Coliidae. The coding region runs from base 79 to 726 and encodes 215 amino acids. The record is from RefSeq and is a predicted model, not a curated record. Gene Ontology annotation, cellular component: cytoplasm; nascent polypeptide-associated complex.